AGAUGCCUAUGCAGAUACCCGACAGAUGCCCAUACAGAUACCCGUAUAGAAAUAGAACCGAAUAGCUUGCAUGGCUUCGAAUGGGUGUUCGCGUAUUCAAGUUUUACGAAGAGGUUAAAAUAAAUGUUUUGUAAAAUGUUUCAGAACAUUACAUCAUAUAGGAUGAGUCGUUCAGGAGUAACGCACACGACACAGUCGUGUAGUCGAAUUAUUCCUCCUUCUAGAGAAUUACUACAUACUAAGUCUUUAGCUUUAUUAAAUCAAUCGCACAUAUCGGAAGUACAGGCUCGACUCUAUUCGAAUGCAUCACGGCGUCCAGGUUUCUUUUCAAAAUUUCUAGAGAAUAUUAAGCAAGAUCUUCAGAAAAAUAAAGAAAUGAAAGAGUCGUUAAAGAAAUUUCGGGAAGAAGCAGCAAAGCUUGAACAGUCAGAUGCUUUACGUUCUGCAAGGCAAAAGUUCCAAACCGUUGAAUCCGAAGCCAGCAGAAGUUCUGAAGUAAUUAAAGAGAAACUUGACACUAUCAAAGAAAAGGUUCAAGGAGUAUUAGAAGAGGCAGGCAAAACAGAGCUAGGUAAAAAAGCUGGGCAAUUUGGUGAGGAACUCUCGAAGUCAGCAAAAGAAGCAGCUGAAACCAUUUCAGAGAAAAGUCAAGCACUUGGGAAAACGGGUGCUUUUCAAACAAUAACACAGACUGCUGAAGCUGUACGCAAAGAAUUAGAUCACCAAGGUAUCCAAGGAAGAGUUUAUGUACCAUUAAAAAAAUUACGUAAAAGGAAAGAAGUAUUGGAAACACAGGAUGAUAGGCCAGUGGAAGCAAAUUUUGAAGCAACAGGUGUCGAACUGCAUAAGGACUCAAAAUUUUACCAGUCGUGGGAAAAUUUUAAGGAUAAUAAUCCAUACGUGAAUAAAGUUCUGGAUUGGAAGAUAAAGUACGAUGAAUCAGACAAUCCUGUAAUUCGUGCAUCUAGAAUUCUUACGGACAAAGUUUCCGAUAUCAUGGGGGGCUUGUUCCAAAAGACUGAACUUUCAGAAACUUUGACAGAGAUCUGUAAACUCGAUCCAAGUUUCGAUAAAGUUAAAUUUCUAAGAGACUGUGAAACGGACAUUAUUCCAAAUAUCCUGGAAGCGAUGGUCAGAGGAGAUCUUGAAAUUCUGAAAGAUUGGUGCCACGAAGCUCCAUUCAACUUGAUAGCACAGCCUUUAAAACAAGCAGAAAAACUAGGAUACCAUUUAGAUAGUAAAAUACUAGAUAUUGAUAACGUAGAUCUGGUAAUGGGAAAGGUGAUGGAGCAAGGCCCGGUCCUUAUCAUUAAUUUCCAGUCGCAGCAAAUAAUGUGUGUCAGAGAUUCGAAAAACAAAGUAGUCGAAGGUGAUCCAGACAAAGUGAUGCGCGUUAAUUACGUUUGGGUUUUGUGUCGUGAUCCAACGGAACUGAAUCCAAAAUCGGCAUGGCGACUUCUUGACCUCAGUGCCAACAGUACGGAGCAAUUUGUGUAGCGCAGAGGUUACAACCUAAUGAAUGUUUCAGCAAGCAAGAGGACAGUUUGUACCGUAUCGUGCUUGCUACAUUUCCUGAAUAUUGCCACUGUUUACUUUGAACAGAGAAGAGUGUACAGUUACAUGACGAUUGGCUUCGCUAGUUUGACGGUAAGAUUGCAUUCAAGAAUUUGUUAUCGAUCGACUAGAAAAAAAUUUUCACGCAGUACGUAACGCCUAACAAUGUACAGUAAAAAGGACCCUGUCAACUCAUGAAUUUCUGUGCAAUAAUUUUAAUUAUGAUUCUUGUUUAAUCAUAAAAUCAAUAGUAAUUGUACAGUCAAUCCAAAACGAUUUUUAAAUGGUAUUUCCUGGGCUGCUAACGAAACACACAGAACUUGUCCUGUACUUUAGGUUACUAGGACUAAGUCCUAAUACAGAAGCUGUUAAUCUUAUUCGGAUACGUUUUUAUUAUCAUAUGUAAUUUAGUUGGUAUAAAAUACUUAUUUCUUGUAUAUAUACAUGUAUAUACAACAAGGUACGAUCCAAAUGUUUCGCGUAGAAACAUAAUGAAACUAGCCAAAAGAGCUAUCUAAGUUUUUAAUUGACUUAGCGCAGGGAACGAUACUUUAACUAAGUAUAAUUUUGUAAUAUAUAUAUACACACAUGUUCAUACAAAAGUGACAACUGAAUUUAUUAGAAUAAGAUAGGACUUUUAAAGUGUAAUUCACAAUCGGUUUUGUUGACGUGGCCAUGAUAAAAACCAGGCAUUAUUA
Molecule: messenger RNA, 2252 nt
Organism: Orussus abietinus
Lineage: Eukaryota; Metazoa; Arthropoda; Insecta; Hymenoptera; Orussidae
Product: mitochondrial import inner membrane translocase subunit TIM44
Exons: 7
Coding region: 124-1497 (457 amino acids)
Biological process (GO): protein import into mitochondrial matrix
Cellular component (GO): mitochondrial inner membrane
Molecular function (GO): protein-folding chaperone binding
Source: RefSeq, a predicted model, not a curated record